This is a messenger RNA of Drosophila obscura, 630 nucleotides long. Its product is annotated as casein kinase II subunit beta'-like. Gene Ontology annotation, cellular component: protein kinase CK2 complex; cytoplasm. NCBI's taxonomy places the organism in Eukaryota, Metazoa, Arthropoda, Insecta, Diptera, Drosophilidae. The record is from RefSeq and is a predicted model, not a curated record. The transcript has 2 exons. Gene Ontology annotation, molecular function: protein kinase regulator activity. The coding region runs from base 1 to 630 and encodes 209 amino acids.
AUGACUGACUCGGAUGAGACCAGUUGGAUUAAUUGGUUCUGCAAGCAGCGCGGAAAUGAGUUCUUUGUGAUGGUGGACGAGGACUACAUCCACGACAAGUUCAACCUGCUCUUCCUGGACAUGGAGGAGAAGAACUAUCGCAGCGCACUCCAGGUGAUUCUCGACCUGAACACCGGGUCCGCCUCCGAUGGUGUACCCGAUUCCGAAGUGGAGGCUUCCGCCGAGAAGCUCUACGGGCUGAUUCACGCCCGUUUCAUCGUCACCGAUCGCGGCAUCGAGCUGAUGUACAAGAAGUACGUGAAGGGCGUCUUUGGGACAUGUCCACGCGUCUUCUGCCAGCGCCAGCAUGUGCUGCCCAUCGGCAUGAGCGACACCAUUGGCAGCGAAAUGGUGCGUCUCUACUGCCCCAAGUGCAACGAGGUGUACAUCCCCAGGUCCGCUCGCCACGCCAACCUGGACGGCGCCUUCUUUGGCUCUAACUUUCCUCACAUGCUCUUCAUGGUCAAGCCAGAGACGCGUCCCAAGCGCUCCAAGGUUAAGUUUGUGCCCAGACUGUAUGGCUUCAAGAUCCAUCCCCUUGCCUAUCGCUCUGAGACACAUAGGGACUCGCAGGAAGAAGCUGAUACCUAG